ACCAUCUUCUUCAGCAUCUCCACGUCCCUGUGGGCAGUGCUGUUCCUGGAGCUCUGGAAGCGGACCAACGCGGCCCUGGCUCAUCACCGGGACUGCUCCGAGUUCCAGGACAUUGAGGUGGGUUUGCAGCCAUGGCCCCAGUGUGCGGCCACACCUCCCAUGACAAUGACAAACCCCGUAAUGGUGAAGGAGCCGUAUUUCCCCAGGCGCAGCCGCCUCCAUCACGAUUCGGCUGGGUCAGGGGUCCUUAUAACGACGAUUGCCGUGCUUGUGAUGUUUGUGGUCUCCGUUAUCCUGCACCAGGCAGUGGUCACCAUCCUGCUCUCCAGCUUGGGGAACUUCUGAUGAGGACUCGCGUGCUGGGCAUCCUGCGUCGCCAGCAUCAGCAGCUCGGUGGUGAACCUCAUCUUCAUCCUCAUCCUCUCCAAGAUCUAUAUUUCCCUGGCUCAUGACCUCACCAAGUGGGAGAUGCACAGCACCCAGACCAAGCAUGAGGACACCUUCACCUCCAAAGUGUCCAUCCUCCAGUUUGUCACCUUCUACUGCUCUCCCAUUAACAUUGCCUUCUCCAAGGGUAGGUUCAUUGGCUACUCCAGGAACUUUCUGGGCAUCCGCAACAAGGAGUGCAGCCCAGGUGGGUGCUCCAUCGGUGAUGGACCCCAGCUGCUGGUGUUUGAGGGGCUGUUUGAUGAGUACCUGGAGAUGGUCCUGCAGUUUGGCUUCAUCACCACCUUUGUGGCAGCCUGUCCCCUGGCACCCCUCUUCACCCUGCUCAACAGCCGGGUGGAGAUCCGCUGGGAUGCCCACAGGUCUGGCUGUGACUACCAGCAGCCGGUGGCCGAGCGAGCGCAGGGGUUUGGCACCUGGUUCCGCAUCCUGGAGGCCAUCGCUCACCCGGCCCUCAUCAGCAGGGAAGGGGCUGCGAGUGCCGUCUUCCUCAUCACCUUCACCUCCCAUUUCCUAUCCCACAUGUACUACGAGCACGUCCACGACAGCUGCCAGACCCUGCGGAGUGGCCCAGGGAACGGUGCCAGGCACGUGGUUUUCUUUACCGGAUGUGUGAUUGCGUGGCUGGUACCUGACAUUCCUGAGUCCGUGGAGGUCAAGGUGAAGCGUGACCAGUACUUGGCCAAGGAGGCCCUGGCAGGGCA
Molecule: messenger RNA, 1151 nt
Organism: Tauraco erythrolophus (red-crested turaco)
Lineage: Eukaryota; Metazoa; Chordata; Aves; Musophagiformes; Musophagidae
Source: RefSeq, a predicted model, not a curated record